CACUCUCGUCUUCGAGCGUCUUUCCUCUCUGAUUCCUUUGCGUUGUGGUGUUUGGAUCUCAUCUGCUUCUCACGUCCGCCGGUGCCCUUGAGCUUUUUCGGUAUGUUUAUCUCUCUUAGCAAUUUUCAUCUCGUCUUGGCGGGUCGCCCACUGCACAAUUUCGUGCAUCCGGCCAUGGUCGCAUCACAGGCGGAUUGCACAAUCAAUUCGGACACCACCCGUCUGCUACGCCUGUGUGCCCAUCGCCUACUGACGUCGUUGCUCUGCACGGACUUGGUCGCCCGGCCUGCAGCACUCUCCCAUCAGCGAGAGCCAGAGUCGCGCAUCCCGACGCGCUCUUGCUGCCGUGGGUGUUGCCAGCACCUGUCGUGACCUGGGCCUCGUGCGCCCGCCGCAUGUGAUGCCUAGCAGCAAGACUCUGCGACUGACCGCCCGCCUAGAUUUCAUUCGAGCUUCCUCACGGUCACUCCUUCACGCCCCCCCUCACCCGCCCACUCCUUCGUGCGAUCCGGAGUUACUGUCGCCGCUUUUCCGACUGUCUCCUUGGCUUAUACGCCCAACUGCCUACGCGCCUCCGCAGGCUACGCUUCUCUACAGUGAUAGAAGGAGCCGGAUCUAAUCGACCAUUUAAAAGACUCUACAGUUCUCUAUCAUAAUUAGAGCCCGUAACCUUACUCCCCACCUCCGUUAGCUCAACCGAUUACCCCGCUU
Molecule: messenger RNA, 711 nt
Organism: Alternaria alternata
Lineage: Eukaryota; Fungi; Ascomycota; Dothideomycetes; Pleosporales; Pleosporaceae
Exons: 2
Coding region: 401-619 (72 amino acids)
Source: RefSeq, a predicted model, not a curated record